UCGACUUGCACUCAGCAACAUCACUGUAACCACAACACCCAACCACCUCCCACUCCACAUCCUCCACUUUCCCUCCACCAUGAGAAUGCUUUCCUCCCAAAGCCUCAACGACAUCGACACCCUCCAGGCUGACUUCGAUACCCUCCUCCUCGAGGACGACCUCAGCGACCUCAGCUCCGACGAGAGCCUCGCGUCGCCGCUCUCUCCCGUGUCAUCCAGUCGGCGGAGCAAGGAGCUCGACCUUGCGGAGACCGAGGAGGAGCGACGGGGCCAUGUGCUAGGGAGCAUGCCAAGCAAGCGGAAGCAGCUUGAGGCGUUGGAGCACUGUAUCAGGCUUCUGAGCUCGUCGGAGAGGCCAGUGAUCAUCAGCGCGACGGGGGCGCGGAUGCAGUUAUGAUACAGGGACAAGACAGAAAGGCCAUGCAUGCAUGUAAAAUAGAGCAAUUGCACACACGCGCUGUAAAUAAAGUCUGAACUUUCGUA
Molecule: messenger RNA, 483 nt
Organism: Guillardia theta CCMP2712
Lineage: Eukaryota; Cryptophyceae; Pyrenomonadales; Geminigeraceae
Exons: 1
Coding region: 80-397 (105 amino acids)
Source: RefSeq, a predicted model, not a curated record